Messenger RNA from Necator americanus (New World hookworm), 279 nucleotides. RefSeq lists its product as uncharacterized. The record is from RefSeq and is a predicted model, not a curated record. NCBI's taxonomy places the organism in Eukaryota, Metazoa, Nematoda, Chromadorea, Rhabditida, Ancylostomatidae. The transcript has a single exon. The coding region runs from base 1 to 279 and encodes 92 amino acids.
AUGCAGGCAGAAGAAGAUUCUGAAAGCAGCACAAAGAAAAACGAGUCUAAAGAAAUGCCGCAGGGAUCUCCGCGGCUGCUAGCGGAAUAUAAUGUUCCGCUAGCAGCCCUGCUGAGCAAAGACGGGACUCCCACGUCUUCUCGUCGUGAGAUGGGAAUAAUUACGGAAAGGUUCUACUCGAACCUUUCCUGUUCAUCAGCUCCUGUGUCUCACGCCCGAUCAUCCCCACUGGUGGAGCUCCAUCACGGAUUCCCCCCACGGCAGUACGAGUCGCCAUGA